GCCCCAAACAUUGACAUCGUCAGACUUGAAAGUGCUCGGCUAUUGCGUCUUGAGAUGUUCGCUCCCGCUCCUGCUGGUGUCAGCUCCCGUGGGGGACACUUGCUCAGGACGCCUUGCUGUUCCCACAGUGGGGUGCGCAAGAGAAUUGGAAGCAGCGGGGUCAGCGGGGUGUGGCUUUGUGCCAAGGCAGCAGGCAUUGUGUGCGUGCAACGUUUGUUUGCUACCCGUCUCCCCCGGACACGAGCUGUUUGUCGGAGAGCUGCCAAGGAGGAUUCACCAGCGGACAGCAUGCCGGCACCCGCCUUGUCUGAAGAGGCGCAGGAGACGCUGGCUAAGGCCAAGGCCCGCUCCAAGGCCCGCAAGACUGAGAGGACUCCUGCGUUUGAUCCAUCAGCUGAAGUGGGUGUCACCGAACCCUUGGGUUUUUUCGACCCGGCUGGGUUCUGCAAAGACGUGGAUAAGAUCAAGUUCCGCCAGCUGCGCACCUCUGAGUUGAAGCAUGGCCGUAUUGCAAUGUUGGCAGCCAUUGGCCUAGUUGGCCAGCACUACUUGCGUUUUCCCGUCACCGUUUUCGAUGAGCUUCCCAAUGGAAUCGGUGCGGUGACGGAAGUGCCCGGGCAGCUGGGAAUUUUCACCUUAUUUGGGGUGGCAUUGCUUCCCGAGUUCAGCACACCAGAUGCGUCUCGAGAGGUUGGUGACUUUGGAGAUCCACUGGGCUUCCAGCAGUUGACCUUCGGAGCGGACCUCCGUGAGCUUCGAAAUCGCGAGCUGAACAAUGGAAGGUUUGCAAUGUUUGCCACCAUGGGCAUCAUCGCCGCUGAAUUGGUCACGGGCAAAGAUGCGGUGGAGCAAUUGGGCUUCAACUAAAUUCAAAAUAAUUCCAACCCAUCAUAAAAAAUAUUGAAAU
Molecule: messenger RNA, 907 nt
Organism: Cladocopium goreaui
Lineage: Eukaryota; Dinophyceae; Suessiales; Symbiodiniaceae
Source: the annotation of a GenBank genome assembly